AAGGAGAGAGGUUACCCAUGUCCCCCCCUAGAAGAUAAGCUUGAGAGACAAUUGAGAUUUUCUAACAGAGUCCUCCCACCCUCUUUUGUGACCGAAGCAGUGAAGCAUAAGACCUCCAACUGGCUGAGGUGCCUCAGUAGCAGCCCGGGCGCAAAAGGGAACCCAGACUUGGCCCGGGCUGGUGGGAAAGGCGAGUCUGGUUCUAAACACCUGAACCGGAUCCCUAGGAGAAUUGAUGUCGAGACCCCCAGGAAACCCAUAAUCUUCUCUGGGCGAUCUCAGGUGCAGGGGAUUUUUGUUCAUCUACAUCCAGAGGCACCCAUCCCUCCCAACUCAAGGCAUCUUUUCUUCCACAAGUUGUAACCCCCAAAUGAGGCCACCUCGCCCCUUUCCCUCCGCCACCUAGAGUCAGGAUCAGGUAUGGACACCGACCUUCCAAUCCCCCUGUCUCCGGCCUUUCUCAAAGUAACCAGGGUACGUGCUCAAGUCUGCCCCAGGAUAUGCGCCCCCAAUUUGCCCCGCAGCGUAAGCCCCAGGCCCCCGGGGCGCUGGGCCACCCGAGCCGCCCGUGCCGCCCUCUGCGCGGUUCCAACAGCUGGCCCCGCCCCCGCCCCGCCCCCGGCCCGCUCCCUGCGCCCCGCCCCGGGCCCGCCGCGCUCUGCCCCGCUCGCCCCUCCGCUGCGUACGACCGCCCUGUCGCUGGGCGGCUCCCGUGGCUCCCGGGGCUCCAGCAGCAGCCCCUCCUGUCUCCAUGGCGACACGGCGUCCCAGGCUCGCAGCUCGGAACCCAGCGCGAGUGGCGAGCGGGGCUGGACCUCCUGGUCCGCCCUUCGCGGGAUCUCCAUGGCAGGGCCAGCGGGUUGGGGCUCUGGAGCCCCACGGCUGCCGAGGCACCGCCCGAGAAGUCUUGGGCCUGAUUUUUGUAUUCCAGAAAUCCCCAGGAACUACCUAGACAAGAAAGAUGCUGUAAAGGCACCAAAAAGCAGACAAAAUGGCACAUUGCUAGUGUUUGAUCCGAAGGAAAAAGUGAUGAUUGACCCAAGCAAACCAAUGUCACAGAAGUGCUGCUUUGGACCAAGACCAAGAUUGACAAACAAGCUCUAUAGUUCCCCAGCACAGAUCUCCCUGGGUGUAGCUAAUACAUUCUCAACAAAAAAAGAAGCCUCUUCUAAGAAGAUUGAAGAUAAAGUCUCUCUAAAAAGUACUGAAAACAAACCAUCUUCAAGGAGUGUUGAAAAUAAGGAUGUCUUAACAAAUCGGCAGUCUGACCCGUGGUCAUCUUCCUACCUAAAAGGUGAAGCCGGCAAGGAUACGGUCCUUGCAAAGCAGGAGAAAGUUAGUGAAUAUUGCCUUCAGGACGUUGAGGAGAAGUUGUCGGAUUCAACAGAUGGUGAUGGUGAAGAGGACACCAAUGACGAAGAUGAGGAAGGCCCCUCUAAAAAGGAGACUCGUGCCCCGCUAGAGUUAAUGGCAGAAUUCCUGAGAGCAGAAAUGGGCCGAGACUACCAGCUGGCAAAGAAGUUAUGUCAGAUGAUCCUAAUCUAUGAACCAGAAAAUCCUGUGGCCAAGGAAUUUUUCUCACUUAUUGAAGAAAUAUUGCUAAAGGAGAAAGCUCAGAAGCGGGAGGAAGACGACGAGGACAGUGAGGAGGCCACUAGCAGUGAGAGCGACGCGGAAAGCAGUGAGGAUGGGAGUGAGGACAGCUCCGAUGAGUGUGAAGACGGGUCCUGAGGGUCGCUGCCGUGGAGAGUUAUUUUCAAGAGUGUAUGCCAUGCAAAUGCAAAUAUAAAGAAGAGAGCCGCU
Molecule: messenger RNA, 1803 nt
Organism: Peromyscus eremicus (cactus mouse)
Lineage: Eukaryota; Metazoa; Chordata; Mammalia; Rodentia; Cricetidae
Gene: Erich2
Product: glutamate rich 2
Exons: 12
Coding region: 421-1731 (436 amino acids)
Source: RefSeq, a predicted model, not a curated record